Polyodon spathula (Mississippi paddlefish) is the source of this 810-nucleotide messenger RNA. RefSeq names its product piezo-type mechanosensitive ion channel component 1-like. The transcript has 5 exons. Bases 1 to 711 code for a protein of 236 amino acids. The record is from RefSeq and is a predicted model, not a curated record. NCBI's taxonomy places the organism in Eukaryota, Metazoa, Chordata, Actinopteri, Acipenseriformes, Polyodontidae.
AUGUCUCUGUCCUCAGCCUGCCUGUUCCGGUAUAAUGCUCUGUCAUUAGUUUAUCUUCUUUACCUGCUCCUGUUGCCAUGGUUCCCAGGACCCAAUGAACGCACCAUACGAGGUCACACAGGCCGGUUCAUCAAGUCCCUGUUUGGCACCAGCAUUAUAUUCCUGUUAGGUCAUGUGGUUUUUCAGAUCUGCCUACACACAGUCCCAGGACUGGACGAUAUCCUGGGACACAACUGCAGCACGUGGGAGACCCUUUCGAGGCACAUUGGGGUUAGCAGACUCUCACUAGGUGACCUCUUGAACGGGUCUCGCCUGCUGGCUCCUGACUUGGGGAUCUCUGUGGUGUCUCUGGUCACUCUGUGUUUAUGUGUGCGGCUGCUGAAAAGAACGGGGGUCACGCCUGGAGAGCCCCUGAAACAGGGGAAGCCGGCAGAAGGAGUCGGAGAAGAGUUGGAGGAAGAGGAGGAGGAUGGUGAGGUAGCUGAUGAUGAGGAGGAGGAGAGGAGGAGGAGGACCCUGGAGGAAGACCUGCUGGAGGGAGAGCAGCCCCAGCCAAACCGUGCCGCUCUGCUGGCUGCUCAGCUCCGUGUCACUGGGCUCAGAUUCCUCAAGGACAUGGGCAAGAUCCUGGCUAUUGCACUGCUGGGCUUGGCAGGUGGGACGUGCUCCUCCGUCCCCUUUGCAGCGAGUCCUGCUUCGUUGUUUAAUUAAAAGCUGCUAUCUUUAUGCAACUAGACCCUGUUCUUUGGACCAAAUUAAAAAUCUGUACGGGAGCCCAUUGCAUAGGAUAAUGUGGCUUUUGAGACUGGA